This is a messenger RNA of Dichomitus squalens LYAD-421 SS1, 1672 nucleotides long. RefSeq lists its product as uncharacterized. The transcript has 4 exons. NCBI's taxonomy places the organism in Eukaryota, Fungi, Basidiomycota, Agaricomycetes, Polyporales, Polyporaceae. The annotation marks the transcript as partial. The record is from RefSeq and is a predicted model, not a curated record.
AUGUCUUCUCACUGGCAACCCCAUCUUUCGACUGAUGAGCGGUGCCCUGGCUGCACCCUCUACUUUUCUCCGUCGGGUCUAUCAAAGCACCUCGCUCAAACCCGAAAGCCCGCUUGCAUCGCCGUGCGAGAUGGUCGUCUACCCCCGCCUCCUACAGCGCAGCCUCUAGGGCAAGAGGACGACUCGAAUGUAUUCGAUGAUGUGGACAUGGAUGCGCCUCCCGUUCCUCUCGAAGGCGACUUCUACGGCGAUUACGAUCCCUCCUUCUUUGACGACGAGUCCGCUCCUGAUUCCCCCCAUGGAGACUCGGACUUCCCGGCGAGCGAUGAUGACGACGAUGAUCUCCAGCCGACAUUGAGAGCUGGGAGCCCGAGCCCCGUCCUGUGCCUCCCAACACUGGAGGCGACGUCUCGGAGCAGAAUCCUGGGGACGUACGUCAUCCCCUUCCCUGGCCAUCAUGCUGGGGCCCCCAUCCCCCGCUCCGAUGUACCUCGCCGUGUCGAUGCAAAUGAGAAGUAUCAAGCAUGCCUGAAUGAGGCUCCUUCGACCAACCCUUACCAUCCGUUCGCCUCACGUCGGGAUUGGCUUGUUGGGCAUUGGGCAAAGAUGCGUGGGCCAGGGUCGACGGCAUUCUCAGAACUCCUAGCCAUUGACGAGGUGGCUCAACUGCUCGCAUUGUCCUACAAGAAUUCUCAGCAGCUAGACAAGAUCAUUGAUAAGGAGCUACCCCCUUGUCGUCCUCGCUUCCAGCGCCACGAGAUUGUUGUCGCGGGUGAGGCAAUCGAAGUGUAUUUUCGUGAUGUCCUAGAAUGCAUCCGUUCGCUCUUCAGCAACCCCGAGUUUGCCCCCCUUCUCCUCCUUGUGCCUGAACGCCAUUACGCCGACGCGGAUCACACGGUGCGGGUCUAUUUCGAUAUGAAUACGGGAAAGUGGUGGUGGGCGACCCAGAAGGAGCUCGAGAAGAGAAACCCUGGUGCCACAGUGGUCCCCAUCGUCAUCUCGUCUGAUAAGACUCAGUUGACCUUGAUCGGGAACAAGACCGCUUAUCCUGUGUACAUGACACUCGGAAAUCUUCCGAAAGACGUACGCAGUAAGCCUUCCCGCCGCGGCCAGAUCCUCCUUGCAUACCUGCCCACUUCGAAGCUACAGCAUAUCCCCAACAAGGCCGCGCGUCGCCGCACCCUCGCUAACCUCUUCCACGCAUGCAUGGCUCGUGUCCUCACACCGCUGUCGUCUGUCGGUGUCACAGGCAUGGAGCUUAUGAGCGGUGAUGGUGUUGUGCGCCGUGGUCAUCCAAUCCUUGCGGUUUACGUCGGCGACUACCCAGAACAGCUCCUUGUGAGCGGCUGCAAGACUGGGGAGUGCCCGAAGUGCCCGAUUCCUCGCGAUGAGGUCGGAAGUUCCUCGAACACCUCGCGGGCAUUGCGAGACCUCGGAAAGGUCUUCGAUGCCUUAUCUGCACUAGACGAAGGGCCCACUGCUUUUUCGAAGGCCUGCCACGAUGCAGGCAUCAAGCCGCUGCCGCAUCCAUUUUGGCUCGAUCUUCCGUUUACGAACAUCUACAUGUCGAUCACCCCCGAUAUCCUCCAUCAGCUAUACCAAGGAGUCAUGAAGCACCUUAUCCUUUGGCUGCAAGAAGCGUGUGGCGAAGACGAGAUCGAUGCUCGCUGCC